Molecule: messenger RNA, 2523 nt
Organism: Pipistrellus kuhlii (Kuhl's pipistrelle)
Lineage: Eukaryota; Metazoa; Chordata; Mammalia; Chiroptera; Vespertilionidae
Gene: SSUH2
Product: ssu-2 homolog
Exons: 12
Coding region: 122-1312 (396 amino acids)
Source: RefSeq, a predicted model, not a curated record
AGUGCGUCCAGAGCGGCUACUCUGAUGGACUCGGUGCUUCCCCUCCACGUUUCCCUCUGUUGUAUUCAAAUCAGGCAACAAUGGGCCGCCCGUCUGGGAGGGGCCGCGGGUAGUCCCUCAGAUGCUGGUGGCCAGGCCACUGGAAGGGCAGAAACCUCUUUGGCUGGACAUCUGGACCAUGGACAGGGAUCUGAGUGACGAGGACAGUGCGGCCGACCUCAGCUUCGAGGCCGAGAGCCCUCUGGUGCCUCCAGUGGAGCUCCUGGAGAGGCUGCCCAGCUAUGACUGCCUUGUUCAAGGAGGCGGACAGCAGAUCUUCUUCCCACCCUUGGAGGCCCCGCGGAGACCCCAGCAACAAACAUGCUGGUCCUCGUUCCUGCAACACAGCAGAGUCCCCAUGGUGACGGAGGAGGUGGCGCGUGAAGCCCUCCUCAGCUUCGUGAGCUCCAAAUGCUGCUAUGGCCGCUCAGCCGCCAGGGACCUGGUCAUCCAGCAGAUGAAGCAGCAGAUGCUGUGCCGGUAUCGACUGGAGACUUUCAGCGAAUCCAGGAUCAGUGAAUGGACAUUUCAGCCCUUCACUAACCACGUGGUGGACGGGCCGAGAAGAGGGACCUCCCCCAAGCUCUGGGACAUCAAGGUCCAGGUCCCCCCGAUGUUCCAGGAGGAAACCAGGAAGUUCCAGGUCCCUCACUCGUCGCUGGUCAAGGAAUGCCACAAGUGCCACGGGCGGGGACACUACAAGUGCAGCGGCUGCCACGGGGCCUCCAUGGUGAGGUGCCCCUCCUGCAGCGGAGCCAAGCGCAGAGCCAAGCAGCCCGGGCGGUGCCAGCUGUGCGCGGGGUCGGGCAGGCACAGGUGCAGCACGUGUUCGGGGCGGGGGAACAAGACCUGUGCCACCUGCAAGGGCGAGAAGAAGCUGCUGCACUUUGUCCAGCUGGUCAUCGUGUGGAAGAACAGCCUGUUUGAGUUUGUGUCCGAGCACCGGCUGAACUGCCCCGCACAGCUCCUAGCCAAAGCCAAAGGAGAGAACCUCUUUAAGGACGAAAACACGACGGUGUACCCCCUGGCGGACUUCCCGCUGCGGGAGAUCUCGCUGGCCUCCCAGCGCGGCAUCGCCCAGCACAGCGCCGCCACCCUGGCCUCCAGGGCCCGCGUCCUUCAGCAGCGCCAGACCAUCGAGCUGAUCCCGCUCACGGAGGUGAGUUACUGGUACCAGGGGAAGACAAGCGUCUACUACAUCUACGGCACCGACCACCGGGUGUACGCGGCCGACUACCCUGAGCGGUUCUGCUGCAGCUGCACCAUCCUCUGACUCAGCCCCGCUGCCCCCAGCCCGCCGCUCACACCCACCGGGAGGACGGCCGAGGCCUCGGAGCGCACGCAUCAUUGGCUGCUUUGGACAGUCGCUCACCGACGCUGGCUUGUCUGUCUGUCCUUCCAGAGAAUUCGCCUCACCAUCUUCCAAGCACAGGGCAUUCCGGAACUCUGCUGGUGGCCUCCAUCCUGUGUCUCACCUGCAACAGCUCAACUCCAUGCAACCCUUCAGGACACACAGAGCAAAGGCGAUGCCUGGCUGCUUGUGGGGUGGCCCCCACUUUCCCUGGGCCAGGCGCUCCUCUGUGCAUGGAUCGGCUGCCCCUUCACGCACACCAAGGAGGGCGCUCGGGCACGAAGUACCUUCCUAUCCUAGAUCUUGACUUCCUGUGGGGCAGGAAUUCAGGCACGGCCAUCCUGGGCAGGGUUUAUCUCUGCUGUGUGAUGCCUGGGACCCCUCCCGGGAAGACCCGAAGGCUGCGAUGGCUCCGGGGCAGGGCCUGAGAUCACCUGAAGGCCGGUCACCAGAGAUCUGGGGCUGGCGUGGCUGUUGGCUGGGACCUCCACCGGGCUGUCAGCUGGAGCACCUGCAAGCGGCCUCUCCGUGCAGCUUGGGCUUCCUCACAAUGUGGCUGCCGUAGGCUCAGUGCCCCUCACAGCCCCAGUUCCCGAAGGGGAAAGCACACCUGCUGUGUUGGAUGGACGGAGGGUGUGCAUGUGUGUGUGUCAGGGAGGGGAGUCAAGGGCAGGCCGAGGUGCUCCCUUAGAUUGGGGGUGACUCUGACUGUGGAGACAGAGCCUGGUGGUGGCGGGGGAGACAGGGAGAGUUCCUCCAGGCUUCCCACUCCUCUUCUGUGGAAGCUCAGAAGCUCUGUGUGCUCCGCCUGGAGGCUCCGGCUCUGGUCGGCUGACAAGGGAAGCCAGCCCCCCUCCCUUGGUGUCCCCACCCACCUUCCUGGUCUCAGAGGGGGUGCUUCUGCCCCGGGCCCUGCACAAUGGAGGGGACGGGUGGUGGAGUCCGGGAAAGCUGAUGCCCCCAUGCCUGGGGCAUCCCACGAUGAAGCUCCUCCCCACGUCUCACAGGAUUGUGGAAAUCCCACGACAUUCAUGCCGAACUGAGUCAGACAGACUCUCAUCAGUUACCCCUGAGCACAGGCCGGUGUUUACAUAGAGCCAACUCCUCUGAUUUCCCAGACUCCUUUGAAAUGG